CCAAGAAAGAGCGUGACAAGUAUAUUGGGAUCAAUGAUGUGAUGUAUAAUAUACUAGAACAGAAGCAGCUUGCGUAUAAAGCAUCGGUAAAUGCAUUAUACGGAGGCCUAGGUUCACCGUAUCUCAGUAUUGCUGUACCAGUGAUAUCACAGGAAUAUAGAGAUGACCAGAACGUGAUCUGUGACGAGACCAGUGAGGUAAUCUAUGGAGACACAGAUUCUUGCCUAGCACGAUUACCAAAGCGUAUCUUACGUUGUAUACUUGAAAAAUACUACGGCCAUUUGAAAUAUAUCGAGUUAAAUAAUGGUUUGGUAAAGGAAUAUGAAAAACUUAUAUUCGAGAUGUACGAUAAGCUUACUAAAGAGGGAAAUAUAUUUGGUAAAAAAGUAUGUGAUGCAUUCAACGUGUUUAACCGUGAUCAUGGAAUUAAAAUAGUUACAUUGGAAUAUAAAAAACUUUUAUUUGAUUUGACGCUAAAUAACAAGAAACGCUAUACGGGUUAUAAAUUUGAAUUGCAAAGCAAUGGAGACCCUCCAGAUUACUUUUUUUCAGAAAUAUUUUCUG
Messenger RNA from Racocetra persica, 564 nucleotides. NCBI's taxonomy places the organism in Eukaryota, Fungi, Glomeromycota, Glomeromycetes, Diversisporales, Gigasporaceae. The record is from the annotation of a GenBank genome assembly.